Molecule: messenger RNA, 850 nt
Organism: Brassica oleracea var. oleracea
Lineage: Eukaryota; Viridiplantae; Streptophyta; Magnoliopsida; Brassicales; Brassicaceae
Product: polyadenylate-binding protein-interacting protein 5-like
Exons: 3
Coding region: 109-612 (167 amino acids)
Molecular function (GO): ubiquitin binding
Source: RefSeq, a predicted model, not a curated record
GUGGAGACUCUUCUCUUGAUUUCUCAAUUAGGUUUUCCUCCAUCGAUUUGUUCAUGCAGUAACGCGACCAGAUUCUAAAACUAACUUUCUUACCAAGACAGAGGAGAAAUGAAGCCAGGAGGAGGAGCAUUUGCAUUGAAUCCGAACGCAGCAUCAUAUGUACCUCUCUCCAACAGAGCGGGCCAUGCUGAUGUGGAAGGUUUCGUGUUUGCCAACCCCACCACACAAGAGAUAAGUUUUGCAGGCGUCCAAGUGUCCAUGCCGCCUGAGAAAUCAUCUGAGAUAGCGUACAAGCAGAUAAGAGACGAUGAUUUGGAUUUGGAGAUGGAUAUAGACAUGGAUAUUGAGUACCUUCUGGUCACAUUCUCUGGUCUCUCACAAGAGUCUAUCACCGAUGUGUACCUAGCCAAUAGCGGUGACCUUGAAGCAACCAUUGAGAUGCUGACUCAGCUUGAGAUAUACAGCGAUGAAACUCAAGAAAACCUUCCAGAGACGUUGGAUAUCUUUGAAUCAGGCCCUUCAACCUCAAAGGCUUCAGCACAAAAGAAGGCAGCUGCUGAAGUCGUUGCAUCACCUGCACCUGUUAUCCCCAAUGCAACUGUAUCUGCCUGAUCUGAUGAAUCCUUGGUUGUGAAGUUUCUUUAUUUUAUUUAUGUUUGCACACCCAUAAUAAGUACAGUAACGAGGGUGUUGUAUCAAUGAAGUAAUCUUAGGGGAAAUGAUGGACAAAAAUGUAUAGUUUUUGGGAGUGCAAAUCUGAGUUGUUUGGCAGAUUAGUCUGGUCUUUUGACCCCUUUUAUUUGCAACUCCAUUUGUAAUGAAUGAUAUUGAUAUGUGUUGUUUUUUGGUA